UGGAUUUUACCAUUUUAUCGAUUAUGCCGGACAUCGAAAAAAGUGGAGAUCGAAGACCUGCUCAAGUGUUCGACCGAAGACGAGGCCGAUAUAGUGGUCGCGGAGUUGGAAAAGUUUGAUUGUGUGAUACGAACAGUACAACCAAUACUGUUGGGAAUUAUUGUCAGACAUUUCUCGGCCACUAAUAGUGACGCCAAUUUCAUGCCAAUUAGUAUAGCGGCCUGUGCUAUAUGCCUGUCCAUACUGUCCAUCAUCAAUACACAGCACCCGGCCUAUACCGCUAGCAAUAGGCUUUCUAUGAAAGCCAAAGUGGCCUGGAAUACAAUUAUAUACAAAAAGUGUCUGAAACUGAGCCGAUCAUCGCUGGCCGACACAAACGUCGGACACAUCAUUAAUCUGACCACUAAUGACACCAAACGUUUCGAUGAAUUUGCAAUUGUGGGCAGUUAUCUGCUGGUCGUACCGAUUCAGACUAUUAUUUUUAUGUACAUCGGGUGGCAAUACUUGGGCGCCGCGUGUUUGGCCACAUUCGCCGGUCUUUGCCUAUUCAUACCAUUGGUCUCUUGGAUUGGCACCAAAAUCACAGAAAUUAGAUCUAAGACAACCAAAUUAACGGGUCAUCGCAUAUGUCUGACAAACGACAUCAUCCGCGGUAUACGUGUCAUCAAAAUGUAUGGUUGGGAACAGUAUUUCCAGCGUCUGAUACACGACGCGCGCCGACAAGAAGUGAAACAAAUCCAAAAGUCAUCGACACUACUGUCGCUAACGCUGUCCGUGUCGUUCAUAUCGGCCCGACUCUUGUUAUUCCUGUCGAUCAUCGCAUUUGUGGUGACCGGCGGCCGAUUGACAGCCGAGACAGUGUUUGUGACGAUCGCUAUGUUCGAGCGGCUCCGGUACUCAAUGACAUGGAUGUUACCGCAGGCCGUGUCCGGUGCGGCCGAAGUGAGGGCCGCCUGUAAACGGUUGCAACAGUUUUUGCUUUUGCCCGAAAUGAAACCUAUUGUACGUCAAAGUGGUGCCAAACCUGAAGCCACAGGUGUCGUGAUCGCCGGCCUCUCCUCAAGCGUGCCUUCAAUUGAUCCCAAAUACAAGAAUAAGUCUAAAUAUCUGCUCAAAGAUAUCAACUGUGAUGUAAAACGGGGCGAAUUGAUGGCCAUUGUGGGGCCGGUGGGCGCCGGGAAGAGCUCAAUAUUUGCGGCAAUUCUGGGAGAGUUGGAUGACAUGACUACCGGUAGUGUCGGAGUGAACGGCUCCGUCGCAUACGUGAGCCAAAAGUCGUUUUGCUUUAACGGCACGAUUCGCGACAAUAUUCUGUUCGGUCGACCCUUUGAUCACAAACUAUACCAUAAAAUACUGUUUAUGUGCGCUCUGGAGGAAGAUCUCAAGAAUCUGAGCGCCGGUGAUAUGACAGUUGUCGGCGACAGGGGCUCGACGCUGAGCGGUGGCCAGAGGGCCAGGAUCAAUUUGGCCAGAGCACUUUACCUGAACGCCGAUAUCUAUCUAUUGGACGACCCGUUGAGCGCCGUCGACGCCUCUGUAGCCAAACAUAUAUUUGAAAAUUGUGUGUUGGACUUCUUGCGCGACAAAUGCGUGCUUUUGGUGACAAAUCAGAUGCAGUUUCUGAAGAGGAGCACAAAAAUACUAUACCUAAUGAGCGGCCGGUGUCUGGCGUUUGGCGCCUACAAUGAUCUGCUCAAUAGUGGCAUCGAUUUCAUGGCAAUANUCGAUGAUGAUAAUGAAAAUACCGGUGCGAUUGGUCUGCGAGUAUAUUUUGAUUACUUUACCGCCGAUUCCGGCUGUACUCUCAUCGGAUUCGCGUUGCUGUCAACACUAGUCACGCAAUUCCUGUUCCAUAUGACCGACUAUUGGCUUACAUUUUGGGAUGACAAUAAGAGUGAAUCCGUGACCACCACUUCGGACACGAACCGCAAGAAUAUCAUGAUAUACUCACUCAUGAGUUGUGGUCUAUUUGUUUUCGCCACAUUGCGAUCGAUGACAUUCUUCCACAUGUGUUUGCGUUCAUCGCAUUUCUGUCACAAUCAGAUCUUUGACAGACUUUUGCGCACAUCGAUGGCUGUCUUUGAUUACAUGCCUAUCGGUCAAAUACUCAAUCGAUUCACUCGUGAUAUAGGGAUACUCGACGAGACUCUUCCACAGAAACUCUUUGAUCUAAAUUUGGCACUGAUCCAAUUGAUCGGUCUGUUAACGGUUGUCAUAACUGCUAACCACUACUUCAUACUCCCGGUACUGGUGUUCGCGACCGUCCUAUACAUCGUGCGUCGGCUGUACGUCAAGCCGUCGCAAGCGAUGCGCAAAUUUGAAGCCAUGACCCGUAGUCCGCUAUACUCGCACAUUAGCACCACGAUGGAGGGUCUGACCACAAUCCGGGCGUUUGGCGUACAGGAGCUGUUCCGGCGUCAGUACAGCGCCUACCAGAACGACCACACGAGCACGUGGUGGCUACAGGUGUCCACCGCCCGCUUCUUCGGCGUGUGUCUCGAUUACAUCGGUUUCGUAUUCAUCACAAUCGUUAUCUCGUUGCUACUCGUCUUCAGAUCAGAUGUGUCGGACACCAGCGCCGGACUGGUCUUCUCGUCCAUUCUGGCGAUGAUAUCUAUCGCUCAGUGGGCUAUCAAACGGACAGUGGAUGUGGAGAUAUGGAUGACAUCGUUGUUACGGUUGAAACAGUACUUGCAUUUACCGGAAGAGCGGAUGGAAAUGGAGGACAAAGAGGAUGGCGUGGAGAAGAGGAAACGCUUUCAGAUACCCGCCGAGUGGCCAAAGAGUGGUCAGAUAACUGUCCGCAAUCUGCGGAUGACGUACCCGAACAACAGCGGCGAACUGAUCCUCAAGAAUAUCAGCCUUAAGAUACUGAACGGCCAGAAGAUUGGUAUCGUUGGCCGCACCGGCAGUGGGAAGACAUCGCUGAUCAACGCCCUGUUCCGACUCAUGCCAUCCGAUGGCAAUAUUACUAUCGAUGGCAUUAACAUCAAUAAUAUAGGUCUGAAAGAUCUGCGAAAGAAUAUCUCGAUUAUACCGCAGGAGCCGACGGUCUUCAACGGUUCCAUUCGCGCCAAUUUGGAUCCGUUCGAAGAGUUCACGGACGAAGAGGUGUGGCGGGCGUUGGACGCGGUGCAGCUCAAGACACUGGUCCAGUCGCUGCCCGAACGGCUCCGGGCGGUCAUAUCGGAAGAGGCGCUGACACUGAGUGUGGGUCAGAAGCAGCUGAUCUGUCUCUCCAGAGCCAUACUCCGGAAGAAUCGCAUAUUGAUCUUAGACGAGGCCACCGCUAAUGUCGACCACAAGACCGAUGCGCUCAUACAGACGGCCAUUAAGACCAAGUUUAGCGACUGUACGGUGAUUACGGUCGCCCAUCGUAUUGAGACCAUCAUCGACUGCGAUCGCAUUCUGGUGAUGAAGGAGGGGAUGAUUGUGGACGACAACAGCCCUCACCUUCUUCUGGAACAGGAGAACAGCUAUUUCUCGCAAUUAGUCAAACAAACGGGUCGUCUGAUGGCCAGUCGACUGCAAGAGUCGGCUCAACAAAGUUUUCAAAACAAGAAACAAGUGUUGAACAGAAACACAGCCAUCGAUACCGUCUUAAGGCAGAGGAAUAUCUGAAGACUUAGAUUAAAAUUAAAUUAUUUUUAGGCAUUUAUUUCCAAAUGAAUUGCUAUUUAUUUUUCAAUAGGUUUUUAUAGCACUUGUUUUCAGUGUGUUUUUGCAG
Molecule: messenger RNA, 3727 nt
Organism: Medioppia subpectinata
Lineage: Eukaryota; Metazoa; Arthropoda; Arachnida; Sarcoptiformes; Oppiidae
Source: the annotation of a GenBank genome assembly